GACCGUCAUUCAGUGAACAUGAGCGAGUCGGUUAUCAUGUUUAUUUUGGCUCGCUGAGGAAACAUGAGAGGAGGUUUACGUUCUACCAGACUAUGAGGCUGAAAGCAAGCGCGGUAGGCCCCACUCGAUCCUGCGGUUUUCCUACAGCGCGUGAACGGAAAAGAGGGUGCUUGUGAGGCUUGAAGUCCGGCUUUGGACCGCUGGACGCUCAGUAGCCGGUUGAGUGCGACAUCUGGCGUUGGAAGUCAUCAUGACAGGGGUGUGUGGUUGUUGUGGAGCGCUGAGGCCUCGCUACAAGAGACUGGUGGAUAACAUCUUUCCUGAAGACCCGGAGGAUGGGUUGGUCAAGGCCAACAUGGAGAAACUGACUUUCUAUGCCCUGUCAGCUCCAGAGAAGCUGGAUCGGAUCGGGGCAUAUCUGUCUGAAAGACUGUCCCGUGAUGUAGCUAGACAUCGUUAUGGGUAUGUGUGUAUUGCAAUGGAAGCUCUGGACCAGCUUCUAAUGGCCUGCCACUGUCAGAGUAUCAAUCUGUUUGUAGAGAGUUUCUUAAAGAUGGUACGAAAACUCCUGGAGGCUGACAAACCCAACCUGCAAAUCCUGGGAACAAACUCGUUUGUGAAGUUUGCUAACAUCGAGGAGGACACCCCUUCUUAUCACCGCAGUUAUGAUUUCUUUGUGUCACGGUUUAGUGAGAUGUGCCAUUCUGGCUUUGAGGACCCCGAUAUCCGCACCAAAAUUCGAAUGGCUGGAAUCAAAGGUCUGCAGGGAGUAGUGAGGAAGACUGUGAACGAUGAGUUGCAGGCCAAUAUCUGGGAUCCUCAGCACAUGGACAAGAUCGUCCCGUCACUGCUCUUCAAUCUGCAAUCUGGUGAAGGCACAGAGAGUCGCUCUCCCUCGCCGCUGCAGGCCAGUGAGAAGGAGAAGGAAAGCCCGGCUGAGCUGACGGAGCGCUGCUUUCGGGAACUGCUGGGUCGAGCCGCUUACGGCAACAUCAAGAACGCAGUCACCCCUGUGCUGAUGCAUCUUGACAAUCACUCACUGUGGGAAGGCAAAACAUUUGCCGUGCGCUGUUUUAAGAUCAUCAUGUACUCCAUUCAGUCCCAGCAUUCUCAUCUGGUCAUUCAGCAGCUCUUGGGUCAUUUGGAUGCCAACAGUAAGAGCUCCGCCACAGUGCGUGCUGGGAUAGUGGAGGUGCUCCUGGAAGUGGCUGCCAUUGCUGCCAGUGGCUCUGUUGGCCCCACUGUGUUAGAGGUUUUCAACACACUGCUUCGGCAUUUGAGGCUCAGUGUGGACUAUGAACUCACAGGAUCGUACGACUGCACCAACAUCGGCACCAAAAUCAUCAAGGAGCACGAGGAGAGGCAGCUGCAAGAAGCCGUCAUCCGCACUAUUGGCUCAUUUGCAAACACAUUACCGACUUACCAGCGCUCUGAGGUGAUGCUCUUCAUCAUGGGGAAGGUCCCGAUUCCAGGCCUGCAUCCUACACUGCCCUCUAUAGGCUCAGGGCCUGAGGGCAACCGAAUGAUCCAAGUUAUGCUGUUGAAGUCUCUGAGACAGGUCACGUGUGGUUUUCAAACAACUAAUAUGCUGACAGCUCUUCCCAACUCCUUUUUGGAUCCCAUGCUGUCAUUUGCUCUGCUAGAGGAUGCAGAAAUUCGGCUGCUGGUGCUAGAAAUUCUGGUCAGCCUCAUCGAUCGCCAUGAUAACCUCCCCAAGUUCUCCAACAUCUGCAUCAUCUCUGAUAUCUCUGUGCUUAAACUCAAAGUGGACAAAUGCUCACGUCAGGACAACCUCUUCAUGAAGAAGCAUGCGCAGCACCUGUACCGACACAUCUAUCUGUGCAGUAAGGAGCUGAGCAGCGUUCAGCCUCACUUUGAGAAGCUUUAUUCGCUCCUGGCCCUCAUUAGCAUGGAGCUGGCCAAUGAAGAGGUGGUGGUAGACCUGAUCCGUGUGGCACUCGCUCUGCAGGAUUUGGCUCUGAGCAGUGAGGAGAUGUUACCAGUGUACAACCGCUGUGCUAUUCAUGCCCUGUCUUCAGCUUACCUCAAUCUCAUCAGUCAGCUCACAACAGUGCCUGCUUUCUGCCAGCACGUUCAUGAGGUGAUUGAAAUGAGGCAAAAAGAAAUUCCUUAUCUGUUACCGGAGGAUGUCUUCAUUGAAAACCCAAAGAUUCCUAAAACACUAGAGAAGCUGGAGGGAGACAUUUUGUUCCAACAAGCCAAGAUCACUGAGGUUCUUGGAGGAAGCGGCUACAACACUGAACGACUCGCUACACCUUAUGUCCCACAAUUCACAGAUGAAGACCGGCUGUCAAAGAGGAAGAGUAUUGGAGAAACAAUCUCUCUCCAGGUGGAGGUGGAGUCCAGAAACAGUCCAGAGAAAGAGGAGAGAACACCUGCUGAAGAAAUCACAUUUGAAACACUAAAAAAUGCCAUUGUGGACAGUGUAGGAGUGGAGGAGCAGGAGAAGGAACGCAGGAGACAAGUAGUGGAGAAGUUCCAGAAGGCCCCGUUUGAGGAAAUAGCUGCCCACUGUGGUGCCAGAGCUACGAUGCUGCAGAGCAAACUUAAUCAAAUCUUUGAAAUCACCAUCAGGCCUCCUCCCAGUCCAUCUGGAACCAUCACAUCAAGUUACGGCCAAACCCAGAGUCGCUCUGUCCCCGUUUAUGAGAUGAAGUUUCCAGACUUGUGUGUUUACUAGCGCAGCUCAUCUCAGGAUUCAGGAACCUUCAGUAGCAGCCAGAGGUGCAGGGAGCUGGAGGGUUUCACAUGUUAAAUUAUAUUUUGAUGUUUUUAAUACAGGGAAACUAAGAGGUCACCCCCUUCUCCAUCCUAUAAGCCUCACUGCUGUAUGUGUUUCUCGCUGUGACCGUAGACGAAACAAUUUUUGAACUUAAUCCCUGUUACUCCUCUAUAAUUGUAAAUAUUUGAUCUUUUUUGAUCUCAUCCAUGAUAAAAUCAGGUUGUAUAUUACAGCAAAAUCUCGACAGGGAAUUAUUUUAGGACAUGUUUGGGUCCCCAAAAAGUGUAAGAAAGAAAUAAUAGAUAGUAUUUUGUGUAAACUUAAUUUAGUUUUUUUUUUUUUUUUGCAUAGUGACAUUUAGACUGCAAUUAAGUACAUUUAUGCUAAAAAGCACAUUUUUCUGCUGAAAUUAAUUCAAGUUGAAAAUUCUUUAUGCCUGCCCUUUAAUUAUGUGUAUUGCAAUGUUAAUUUCAUUACUGUCAUUAUUUAAAGUAUUAUAAUAUAAAAUUGCCUUUGACAAAAAAAAUUUAUAAUAACGUCAGUAAAUUCUGAGACUACAGCAUUGAAAAUUAUGGCGGUAAAUAGUGCUUAAUUGUCAAAAUACUGUCAUGAUGCAAACAAAAUAUAUUUAUAUAUAGAUGAACAUCUGCCACAGGGUUUUAUAUAUACACACACACAUACAUACACAUGCAUAUAUAAAUAUACAUAUAUAAAAAGAUAGAAUUAUUAGAUAAAAGUUAGAAAUGUCACAAUUGUGUGUUUUUUAUAACAAUUCUGAGGGGGGAAAUCAUAAUUGUAAGGUCUAAACUUGGAAUUUCUAGUAUUUUAAAACACUUUUCCUUUUUAUAUACAGUGCUCAACAUAAUUAAGUACACCCCAUUUUGAAAAUGAAUAUUUGUAUCCAUUUCUCAGUGAAUAUAGCAAUCUAUG
Danio aesculapii is the source of this 3673-nucleotide messenger RNA. It is a transcript of the gene efr3bb, whose product is annotated as EFR3 homolog Bb (S. cerevisiae). Gene Ontology annotation, biological process: protein localization to plasma membrane. The transcript is spliced from 24 exons. Gene Ontology annotation, cellular component: plasma membrane. The coding region runs from base 251 to 2701 and encodes 816 amino acids. Lineage: Eukaryota; Metazoa; Chordata; Actinopteri; Cypriniformes; Danionidae. The record is from RefSeq and is a predicted model, not a curated record.